Molecule: messenger RNA, 387 nt
Organism: Hepatospora eriocheir
Lineage: Eukaryota; Fungi; Microsporidia; Hepatosporidae
Source: the annotation of a GenBank genome assembly
AUGAUUAGAGUAAUAAACAAAAAUAUAUUAAAUUUCUUUAAAAUAUGUCGUUGCACCAUUCUAUCUAAUGAAGUGAUUUUAUCACUAUUAAUACCUACAUUUAUCUGGGAUAUUUUAUCUAAUAAGUUAAAAUUUGAAGCAGGAAAGAAACUUGAAAUUGUUAAAGAGUUUUACGCUAACACAAGGACUGAGAUUUAUUUUUAUUUGUUGGUAUCCUUUAGUUCGUUAUUUCUGAUUUAUUUUAAAGAACUCUUAUUUAAUGUGGUAGUCAAUAAGUAUAGAGAAAAAUUCUUAAAAUUUGGUAUUAAAAAUUAUAUGAAAGGUGGAUUUAAUGAUUACUUUAGUGGUAAAAUUCACUAUUCUAUUAUGAGAAGAAAUGAAUCUUAA